CCUCAGCUACUGCUCACAUUUCAUUCUCAUUCCUCACAGAUAACAUUUCUCUCCCAACACACAAUGAUGUCGAGCCAAGACCGCUCAGAGAUCGCUUUUUUCGACGUGGAAACUACAAUUCCGGCCCGAACGGGUCAAAAACACGCUAUUCUGGAAUUCGGGUCGAUCCUGGUUUGCCCCAGAACGCUCGUGGAGCUUGAUAAUUACUCCACUCUUGUUAAACCCUCGGAUGUUUCGUUAAUCUCGCUCAGCUCUGUGCGUUGCAACGGAAUUUCUGGGAAAGAUGUUGCUUCUGCCCCCACUUUUGCCCAGAUUGCUGACCGGGUUUUCGACAUUCUUGAUGGGAGGAUUUGGGCAGGACAUAAUAUAAAUAGGUUUGAUUGUCCGCGAAUAAGGGAGGCUUUUCAAGAAAUUAAUAGGCCUGCUCCUGAGCCUAAGGGAACUAUUGAUUCUUUGACUUUGCUCACUCAGAAAUUUGGGAGGAGAGCUGGUGAUAUGAAGAUGGCUUCCCUUGCAACAUAUUUUGGGCUUGGAGAUCAAUCGCAUAGAAGUUUAGAUGAUGUGCGGAUGAAUCUUGAAGUUCUCAAGUAUUGUGCAACUGUUCUGUUCUUGGAGUCCAGCCUUCCAGAUGUAUUAACUGCAAACAGCUGGGUUUCUCCUAAUGCUAUUACAAGAAGUCGUGGCAAUCGUAAAGCUUCUCCAGAGGUGACAGGUUCAAACAAUGGUACACCAUCUUCAAGUAGCCUGGUCAAAGAUCACCAAGUAACCCCUCCCCAAAACAAUUCAUUCGUAGACAAUCAUCCCAUCCUUUCCCUGAUGACUCCUGGAUUAGGAGAUUGUGAAUUAAAUCUUGCCGAACCUGGUAGUGAACCUGCACCUGACCCAUUUAACAUGAGUCCCCUAAGCAAUUUAGUGGAAGGAGGAUGUAUUCGACCAGAUGACACCAUUAUGGAAACUAGUUCGGAGUCUCUAAAUUUGUCCACAGCAAAUUCAUCUAAUACUUUCAGGGACUGCAUUGACUUUUUAAAGCCUGAUGAAAUUUCUGUACCUUCCAUCACUGUUGUACUUGCCCCAGGUUUUAACGGGCUUCACAAACUACAGAUAUUGCAUAAAAAUUCAGUCUUUCAUGUUUGCUGUAAUCAUAUGAAAGUACGGUUUGGGAUAAGUACAAAAUUUGUUGAUUAUGCUGGCCGCCCACGGUUGAGUUUUGUGCUAGAUGCAUCUCCGGAUCUCUGCCAAAUUCUGGAUGCAUGUGAUAAUCUUGCCCAGAAGAGGUCUUUGGAUUCUGGAAGCAGUUCUGACUGGAGGCCUGUCGUGGCCAGAAAGGCUGGAUUCGUGAAUUCACCAACUAUUCGAUUACACAUACCUACAGUAUGGGAUGGGAAUAAUGCAAGACUGUCCACAGAGAUAUACCAGAAAGAAUCUUCAUCGACACAAAGGGUUGUUUUCAGCAGAUAUGACAUUGCUGAACUUGAUGCAUUAUUAGCUCCAGGGACUUUCAUGGAUGUGUACUUCUCCUUGGAUCCAUAUGACUAUCAACAGAAUGCUGGUAUCCGUUUAGUGGCGAAGAAGUUGGUCGUGCAUUCUUGAUGGAGUCGAAGCCAGGUUUACAUAGGCUAACACCUACUACUAGAUAUCAUUCUUUCCUGGUUUCAGGCUGAAUUGUUUCAACAUGUAGACAUAACAUUGUCAUUCUGUUGUAAUUUCACAUUUAAAAUAAUAGACUCCAGUUAAAGCUGUAGAUAUAACAGUCAUUCAACCUUGAAACUUUCAUUUCAA
Messenger RNA from Daucus carota subsp. sativus, 1779 nucleotides. RefSeq names its product protein NEN1. The record is from RefSeq and is a predicted model, not a curated record. Lineage: Eukaryota; Viridiplantae; Streptophyta; Magnoliopsida; Apiales; Apiaceae. Bases 64 to 1590 code for a protein of 508 amino acids. The transcript is spliced from 6 exons. Gene Ontology annotation, molecular function: nucleic acid binding; 3'-5' exonuclease activity.